This is a messenger RNA of Papaver somniferum (opium poppy), 1068 nucleotides long. RefSeq names its product peptidyl-prolyl cis-trans isomerase FKBP13, chloroplastic-like. The coding region runs from base 33 to 722 and encodes 229 amino acids. Gene Ontology annotation, molecular function: peptidyl-prolyl cis-trans isomerase activity. The record is from RefSeq and is a predicted model, not a curated record. Gene Ontology annotation, cellular component: chloroplast. The transcript has 5 exons. Lineage: Eukaryota; Viridiplantae; Streptophyta; Magnoliopsida; Ranunculales; Papaveraceae.
AAAAGAAAGAUCGGAUAAGGAGAAGGAUAGAAAUGAUGAUGGCCACGAGACCAACAACCACCACCUUUGCAUUUGGAUCCUCCACUGCAACUAAGCAGCCAAUUUCAUCAUUGAUUUCCUUUAGAAAUCACCACCAAAUUAAGACUACUUCCACCACUAGAUCUUCUUCUGUUUCUGCAAUUUCUCCUCGACCUCAAGAGCAAAAGAAAGAGGCAGCAGUGAAGGAAAUAACAAGUAGUUGUGGUAGAAGAGACGCGAUUACAAAUUUUGGUGUCUACUUGGCUGCUGCAACCUUAUUUUCGCAGUCGCAUAAUUCACAAGCAGCUGAAUUAGCAUCAACCGUUGACUAUACGGUGACACCAUCAGGACUUGGGUAUUAUGACAAAGUAAUCGGAGUUGGUCCUCAACCUACCAAAGGCCAACUCAUCAAGGCACAUUAUGUUGGUAAACUGGAGAACGGCAAAGUAUUUGAUAGCAGCUACAACCGCGGAAAGCCUCUUUCAUUUCGUGUUGGCGUUGGUGAGGUGAUUAAAGGAUGGGAUCAAGGAAUUCUAGGCGGGGAUGGAAUUCCGCCCAUGCUCCCAGGGGGUAAACGUAGCUUAAAGCUUCCUUCUGACCUUGCAUACGGCAUGAGAGGUGCAGGCUGCAAAGGAGGUACCAAUUGUAUAAUACCUCCGAAUUCGACACUCUUGUUCGAUGUUGAGUUCAUCGGCAAGGCGUAAUCCAGAAUCUCAAGUCUCAGACGCCACUUCAGCACCACUGAAGAACCAAACGUGCAGUUAUCUAUUCUCAUAGCGAGUCGAAGCAGUUAGGAGGAGCUCGCUCAUUUUUCCGAGCUCAAUAACUCCAUCCAUCUGCUCCUUCUAUGUAUAAAAAAGAAGUUUUCUACAACAAAAUUUACAAUUAAUUAUCAAAUUAAGUAUUCUUUUCCUUUUAGUUCAGCUAUCCAUGAGAUUCGUUAGUGAUGUGUUCAGAGAUUUCUAAAACCAAGUAUGGUGUACAUGUUGCUCGGCUGGGAAUUUUGAUAGAUACCGCCUACAGAAGAGAAAAAAUGUGUCAUUUUUGUUC